AUGGUUUCUGUGUGGGACCUAUCCACCAGGCCGGAGUAUCUAUUACAUACCCAACCUAACCACUGGGCUUCUCUCGCCCAGGUUGCCAUGACCCAAUGCACUCAAGCACAGUUGCACAAGAUCCGCCAUUUGCGACGUCUUCUGCCAGCCCUAUCUGUCCAUGAGCCUUCUUCUCUGUGCCUCCCAUUGGCUUUAAUUCUAACUGACGACUGA
Protopolystoma xenopodis is the source of this 213-nucleotide messenger RNA. NCBI's taxonomy places the organism in Eukaryota, Metazoa, Platyhelminthes, Monogenea, Polystomatidea, Polystomatidae. The record is from the annotation of a GenBank genome assembly.